AUGGCUACCAACAGCUCACUAGAUUAUAAGAAACUAUUUCUGGAGGAGCAAGAGAGGCGAAAAAAGGCAGAGGAGAGAGAGAAACAGGCGGAGGAGGGACAGAAACAGGCAGAAGAAGGACGGAAACAGGCAGAGGAGAGACGGAAACAGGCAGAGGAGAGACGGAAACAGGCAGAGGAGCAAGGAAAAUGGGAUAGAGAGCGCAACCGCCACACGACUUUCCUGGAGUUCAUACGACUUUGUCACGACUUAUUGUCGCGACCGCUAAGAGUUGCGCUACCAUCUCUCUCGACUACAGGGAAAAUACCCUCUCCAACUGGAAAGUAUUGCCCUACGCGACUGGCAUUGUGGACAGACUGUUCAGCUCAGCAGCAAAAGAUUUACACUUCUGUGUGCAAUUACCUACAGCCAGCCGGUGCGCCUCAUGCAAGAUUCUUUACGCCGCUAAAUGCCCUCGAAGAAAGCGCAAAACAAUUUAGCUAUCGGGUAAUGAGCAGCGAGCAAGCCACUGAGAACUAUGAGCGAAAUGCCGUGGAAAACUACGUGCGUAAUAUAAUCGAGGAAUUAUGCAAGAUCGAUGCUGCUCGGCAGGAGUUUGGACUUGGAGAUGGGAUCCACUUUGAAAAUCAUACAAACUUACUCGACGCGGAUGAAGGCGUCGAAACGACAGAUCAGCCAUCUAAAAUUGAACACCCAAAAGCCGAUUCUUUCUUUUUCAUCCAUCGAGUCGAGGGUGACACUCACACCCUCCUCGCUUCAGCCGAAUACAAACCUCCUCACAAGCUUUCGGUGGAAGACUUUCACCUAGGCCUUGUGGAGAUGGAUUUGUACAAAGAUAUAGUCAGGUCAAACAAAAUCCCCACCGACAAGGAAGAAAAGUUGAAGUACGAUGCAAAACGACUUGUUUGCUCCGCUAUCGUUCAAGAAUAUCAUGUGAUGAUUCAAGAGGGACUCGAGUACUCCUACGUGACGACUGGGAUUGCCCGUGUUCUUCUCCGUGUUCCUCGUGAUAACCCUAGCACCCUUUACUAUCACUUUUGUGAUCCCAAUUCAGAAGUGGAUCCCCCAGAAGCUGAAAAUAGAUUCCAAGAACCAAAGACUUCUAUUGCCAGAGUGCUAUGUCUAUGCUUGAUGGCAUUCCGUUCAUCUAUACGCGACCAAGAAUGGAGGCAGCGCGCGCGCCAAGGUCUUCAAAUAUGGGACUCCAACCUUAGCCGCACCCGUUCUGAGCUUUCCAAAGAAUCACAACCUCUUCCUAACUCCAGCAGUACAUACGAGGAGUACACGAGUCCAGAAUCCGGUUCAGCCUAUGAACCGGAUUCAUCUCCACCGGGCCCAGUAUCUCAGGAACUCCCCUCAGAGGGCCGUCGGGUGUCUACCAGAACCCGAGGAACCUGCGCACCCCCGAAUGAUCGACACCGUACGCAGUCGCCAGACUCAUCAGGCUCUGACUCCAGCCAAGCAACCGGACGCAAACGAGGCUUUAGCCAAGUCACCUCUUCCCCAUCUACCCAACGAGCGGCUCGACAGGAUCACGCUAGGAGAUACGAAGACAGCCAGUCUCGGCGCGAUGCCCAAUUCUGCACCCAGCGAUGUCUUUUCGGGCUCCAGACUGGAGGUAACCUAGAUGACAACUGUCCAAACGUAAACCUUCACCGUCGGGGGCAAGAUAACGUCAAGCAUCUCAUCACCUCCGAGGAUUUAGUACGUUUACUCAAUGAACAGCUUGACGACAAUAUCGACCGAUGUAUACCGUUCGGGCGUUGCGGUUCAUAUGGUGCACCGUUCAAACUGACUUGCAUCGUGUAUGGCUACACCGUAGUCGGAAAAGGAACCACAUCAAACCUAUGGAAACAAGUCUCUAGCGAGGCUCAGGUAUAUCGAAUCCUACGGAAAGCCCAAGGCUCAGCAGUACCUGUCUUUCUCGGUACAAUUGAUUUGGCCAAGAUCUAUUUUCUUCACCGGGCUGGAGAGAUUUGUCAUAUGCUGAUCAUGGGCUGGGGAGGAGAGAAUACCGCGGAGAUGGAGAUGGAGCCGUGGCUGAGUCGGGAAAUCCAAAGGUCGACGAAGGAAAUAGAAGCGUUGGGCGUCAUUCAUGAUGAUCUUCGAUAUGACAAUAUCCUUUGGAAUAAGGAACUUGGACGAGCGUUGAUCAUCGACUUCCACCGCGCUACUUUGAAUACUCGACCACUGAAAUCACGAGAGAAGAGAAAGUUGCCGAGAUCAAAGUCGCGAGGUGUAAAGCGUCUGCGCUUGAAAGAGUGA
Molecule: messenger RNA, 2265 nt
Organism: Penicillium coprophilum
Lineage: Eukaryota; Fungi; Ascomycota; Eurotiomycetes; Eurotiales; Aspergillaceae
Product: MAP7 domain-containing protein
Exons: 1
Coding region: 1-2265 (754 amino acids)
Source: RefSeq, a predicted model, not a curated record